AUGGUUGGUGGGGGACUUGCAGGAGUAGGUUCCAAGUGCAUAAUUUAUCCGUUGGACAUGGUCAAAAAACGUAUGCAAGUGCGGGGUUUCGAAGAAGCACGUAUUCAAUUCGGCCAGAUUCCUAACAGACAGGGCGGCUUGUGGAGAUGCUUGGUUGAAAUAUGGAAAGUAGAAGGUGCUGCAGCAAUUUUCAAAGGUUUACAGUGUACGAACAGAUUUGCAGAUUUCUUUUUUAUCACAAUCAUUCAUAAGCUAAUCUCAGUGUUUUGUGAGAUUGUAUAUUAUGUUUGUGUAAUUCAUUCCGAAUUUUAA
Messenger RNA from Heterobilharzia americana, 312 nucleotides. The record is from the annotation of a GenBank genome assembly. NCBI's taxonomy places the organism in Eukaryota, Metazoa, Platyhelminthes, Trematoda, Strigeidida, Schistosomatidae.